Molecule: messenger RNA, 818 nt
Organism: Rhipicephalus microplus (southern cattle tick)
Lineage: Eukaryota; Metazoa; Arthropoda; Arachnida; Ixodida; Ixodidae
Product: superoxide dismutase [Cu-Zn]
Biological process (GO): superoxide metabolic process
Molecular function (GO): copper ion binding
Source: RefSeq, a predicted model, not a curated record
CUGGUCGUCAGAACUCAUUUUCAGCUAGCCUUGUCACAUUUCGUAUAGUGUGACUCCUGUACCACAACCGUCGAGUUGAUUUGUUCGAGCCGUUCACCAGUCCGGUAUUCAACUAGUGUGCUUGGUGAAAGAAAAACACGUCAACUUUGCAGGAAAUAAGGAGAGGCACAUUGCGGUAACAAUAGUCAGGUGAAGAAGCUAUGCAGACGCUACUUCUGAUAUUGCAUUUACUCCUAGCCGCAGCUGCUAAAGUUGAAGACAGCGAAAAGAAGCGGAAUGUCUCAGAUGCAAUUUGCGUGUUUAAUGUUGGCAAUGUCAGCGGUCACGUCAUGUUUCACCAGAGUACGGGUGGCAAUGUGACGGUCCAAGGCAACCUCACCAAUUUACCGAAAGGAAAACAUGGCUUUCACGUGCAUCAGUACGGUGACUUGUCAAAUGGUUGCGCAUCGACGGGCCCCCACUUCAAUCCGUACGGAAUGAACCAUGGUGGUCCGACAGCUUAUGAUCGUCACGUGGGAGACCUGGGAAACAUCGAAGCCGAUGAAAAUGGUUCUGCUCUGUUUAUUAUGGUGGACCAUCUUUUGACAUUAAAUGGCAACAACUCUAUCAUAGGUCGCGCUGUUGUGGUGCACGCCAACGAAGAUGACCUGGGCUGCGGCGGCCAAAACGAUAGCCUAACGACCGGACAUGCAGGAGGUCGCCUAGCGUGCUGCGUCAUCGGGAUAGCAAAGUCGAAACGAAAGAAUGAGCAACUUCAUUAAAAUGCAAAUGAUGAAUGUUUAUACUCUAGGGGUAAUAAAGUGAGCAAGGAAGGUGAA